Messenger RNA from Folsomia candida, 800 nucleotides. RefSeq names its product transmembrane protein 35B. The record is from RefSeq and is a predicted model, not a curated record. NCBI's taxonomy places the organism in Eukaryota, Metazoa, Arthropoda, Collembola, Entomobryomorpha, Isotomidae. Bases 165 to 743 code for a protein of 192 amino acids. Gene Ontology annotation, cellular component: endoplasmic reticulum. The transcript has 4 exons. Gene Ontology annotation, biological process: chaperone-mediated protein complex assembly; positive regulation of protein localization to cell surface.
CUCUUCUCCCCUAAAUCCCGGCACUCACCGAACCCGCACCGAAAAUCCCGAUUCUUCUCCGGAAUCCCCACCAGAAACACACAAACACAAUCCCUUUUGACUAAAUUUAGCUCUCCACUUCACUUCUCACUCUCGCAAUUUCCUCACAAUUUCCACACCAAAAAAUGGCCACCCCCACUGCCCCCACCAGUUCCACUUCCUCUAGCUCCACCACCCCCACCUCCAGCUCCUCCUCCCUCAUCGUCCUAAAAUCCUUAUCGAUCCUGCUCGGAAUUUUCUUCAUUUUCCUCGGCGUCAUGAAAGUCACUCCCUUCAUCUCCAAAGAACUGCACAAGGAUGCCCGCAAAGAAUUCGUGAAAUACUCCAAGGUCUUCCCACUGAGCGAGACUCUCGGGUUCAAAAUCCCCUCGAAAUGGUAUCGGAGGUGCUUCGGGGGGUUCGAAAUCGCUUGUGGGUUGAUCCUCGCGGUGGUGCCGAGUGCCCCCUUGAAACGCGGGGUGAACCUGAUCCUCGUGGGAAUGUCGCUCCUCUCCGUGUACAACCACUGCCUCACGGAUGACAAGUUUGAGAGGACCUCCACUGCGCUGGUCCUCUUCUUCAUGACCACCUGCCGUCUGAUCGUGGAUUUCCAGUCGGACAAGAAGCUCCUCUUCUCCUUCCAAACCUCCUCAACCACCGAAAAAUCCUCCCCGUCACUCUCCGAAGAUUCACAAGAUUCAUCAUCACACGUGAAAAGCGAUUGAAUUUUAUUACUCUUAAUUUUUUGAAAUAAAAAUAAAUAAAAAAAUCUACUCCUCCAA